CACAGCGGGACACAGCUGCAAGCACAGCUGCUUCAAGCUUGUUGACAAAGAACUACCAUAUUUUCGUCUCGUAAAAAAACUUCCAAUGGAAAAAUAAAUCUCUCUUAGAAUAGAAGUAUAUAAAUCCCAAUUCUAGAUUUUCAGCAUGGAUGAUGGUGAGGAGGAUGAGGAAGAUUAUGGCGAAGACGAACCCUUGCACUGGGUCGACUGCAACGAAACUGAGCAAGAUUUGGCCAAAAUGCAGCGGCUGCUUAGUCGAAACCCUUCAUGCCUAAACUCGCACCACCCUGCCAACAGCAACGCCACCCCUUUGUUCAGGGCAGUCUCCUAUGGGCAUCCUGUGUGCGUCGAGUUUCUGCUGAACGCCGGUGCCGAUCCAAACCUCGACUCGCCCACAGCUCCGGUUCACAUCAGCAUUUUUGGGGACUUGCCAGAUAUUACAGAAAUUUUACUGAAAAAUGGGGCAUCUGCCAACGCAAAUGCAUAUGCAAACAGGUGUGCCUACAUUGUGAGUGCUGCUAGAAUUAGAGCUGUGGAUACUGUUCGAUUGCUGCUCGACUACGGAGCUUUCACUGAAGAUCUUGAUUACCUCCAAUCAUAUAAGGAUGGAAUUGCUGACAGUAUGAACAGCAUCCAGUCAUUUUUCCUGGGCACUCCUUUGGCCAUAGCAGCCCUCGAAGGCGACCUGGCCAUUUUCCGCCUGCUCUUGCUCCGAGGCGCCCUUCCCACCAUUCACACAGAGCAGCACAAUGUGGUCCAGGCAGUGCAGGACGCCCACAGUGUGCCGCGCCUCUUGGCACACGAGUGCACUGCCAGCACCAACACCAAAUGCAGAAUUCUGCGAACCUUCCACCAGUUUGGUGGAGACCCUUUGCAGCGCCUUCGAAACGGAAAAUCUGCCUACUCCAAACACAAACAAAGAAAUAAAGACUUGAGAGCCCUGGCGACUGAUCUGAGCGGCACACCCCGCACCUUGAUGGCCAUUUGCAGACUGGUUGUUCUCAGAGCCAUCGGCAAAGACUAUUUGAACCGAGUUCAACUCUUGAGGGGACUUUUGCCCAAGACUGUGUGUGAUUUCCUUGAAUUUCCCGAGGAAAAUUGAUCAAAUAAUAUAAAGUUUGUAAAAUUCAUUAUUUUGAAUUAUUUCUAUGUGAUUUUCAAGUGAAAAGUUUCAAUAAACUUUGAAGUUUAUAAUUAUGAAA
Neocloeon triangulifer is the source of this 1202-nucleotide messenger RNA. Its product is annotated as ankyrin repeat and SOCS box protein 12-like. Gene Ontology annotation, molecular function: protein binding. Lineage: Eukaryota; Metazoa; Arthropoda; Insecta; Ephemeroptera; Baetidae. The record is from RefSeq and is a predicted model, not a curated record. The transcript is spliced from 5 exons. Bases 146 to 1102 code for a protein of 318 amino acids. Gene Ontology annotation, biological process: regulation of barbed-end actin filament capping. Gene Ontology annotation, cellular component: nucleus; cytoplasm.